Molecule: messenger RNA, 2166 nt
Organism: Penicillium riverlandense
Lineage: Eukaryota; Fungi; Ascomycota; Eurotiomycetes; Eurotiales; Aspergillaceae
Exons: 2
Coding region: 1-2166 (721 amino acids)
Source: RefSeq, a predicted model, not a curated record
AUGGAUGACGACGAUGACUACUUCUCCGACGACUUCGACUCCCUGCCGCCGGGCACCCUGUACCAGCUGGAGCAGAGUGCCUACCAAGCCACCCAGGCCCAGCGUCAACACCAAUCGACGAGCCUGAAGCCCCCUCCACCCCUACACACGGGGUUAACGAACGAAUAUGGAACGCUGGAAGUGGGAGAGCUGGAGGCAGAGGUGUAUGAUAAUGUCGGUGCUGCGCAAGCCCGUCCUCCGGGUGGUGCCGUCGCAGCAGACGUCAGUGGAUGGGCGACCAGUGGUACCAUGGAGGGUAUCAUGGAGGACGCAAUGGAGCUGGAUGAUAAAUCAGGCGAUAUGCUUGCCUACGGGGAGCUCAAUGCGCGUCUAAAACAGCUGGCCCAGGAACGAGACCAGAUGAAGCGCGAUUUAGAAGACGCCAAAAGACAGGCAGAAACAAAAGCGGGAGAGAUAUCGAUUAUCCGGUCCAAGCAGGCGAAAAUGGUCCAGGAGUACGACCGACAGCUGGCGUUGCUUAGGAAAUCCAUGACUGAGGAGGCAGCCAAGCACAAGCGAGAGGUAGAUGCGGCCAUGACAGAAGGGAAAAUGCUGGCCACAGAGAACAUGUUCCUUCAACAUGACCUUGUCGACGAGACCUACCAAAUCAGGAACCACAAGGCAAAGCACAAGACCGAUGAGAAGGCGCCGCCUGUGACCCCCAAGAAGUCGCGGGUGCUUCCAUUCCGCGAUGGAUUCGAUGAUGAGGAGAUAGCAAUGGUAUCACCGAGCAAGUCCGCACGGUCUAAACGAGCUACGCCAUCGGUUCCUGGGAAGCGUAAACGACAGGCCAGUCAGGACAGUCCGGCGCCCCUCCAAUUGAUAUCCGCGGACGAGCCCAUGAUCGUCGAUGCCCCCGCCGAUAACCCUGAAAAAGUACCCGAAGUACGCGAGUCUGCCGAAGCAGAACGUUACAACCAUCGACUCGCGAAACGGCUCUUGAAUCACCGCAUGCUCCCGGGCCAGGAGACUGACAUCGAGGCAAUGGCUAAAAUGGCCUUCCCCACUGAGCCGACACGACCCAUGUCCAGCAUUUUUUUGGACGAAAUGGCCCGUUUAGAUACAGGCAACUACGUGGUAGAAUACGUGCAGUCGAUUACCAACCUAUGGCAGCAAGCGAUCAAGGAGCGGUUCUACAUGCCCGUGCCCCGAUUUGUGUCCAUCGCCCGAUUUAUUCUCAUGAUGGAUGAGACGCCCCUUCAAGAGUUGAUCACCUUCCUCGUGGGAGUCUUACAAGACUCCGUCGAGGUGAAUGCCGUGCCGCGAUUUCGAUACUCCCCAGCUGCAGCGCGGGAAAGGGCGCGCACACUGCGUCAGACCCCUCAAUCAGACCUGCAACCACAAGUUGACUCGACGGAGGCUCUGCGCCUUCUGUACCAUAUUGCCUGUGAGAUUUUGCACGUCAAAGCUGCUCUUGAAAGCUUCUGGCGAGAGAUACGCCACACAUUCAUUCUCGUGAUGCUACACGGGUCGCAGCCUCUCAGGGAUAUUGUUCUCAUCCUGAACCUGCUGUCGACCAGCAUCCGCCCUGAAUCCUUUGGCCCAAUCAUGUCGGACGAAGAAGGCCAGGCCGAUGUGCAGAAGUGGAUCGUCGACCGUCUGACAUUCAUGCUGAGCGAAUCGACGCAGCCAGAUGAAGGAGUCGACCCCUACACUCCGUUUGAUAUCUGCGCGAUGCGACUCGAGGUACUACAGCUCCUCGAGACGCUGGCCUUCAAUCCAGCGUUCCCCGCCCAGGAGCACGGCAGCGCGAUCAUUGCCGCGCACCCAAAUGCGCUAGCCCGCUUGUUCCGAUCGAUGCACGACGAGCUAGACGCUCUCUACUCGUCCCCACCGGAGCAGGAUUUACGUGUAGCGCUGGUCAACGGGCUGAUGCGGCUGAUCUUCGGGGUGACGCGGCGCCACGGGCCCUUUAUCAACAUGCAGGAGAAGCUGGCGUGUGUGCCCGGCAGCAAGCAGAAACAUCUUGUUGUGUUGACCCGGCUGGCGUUCUGUGACGGGUCGGUCCUCGAGGCUGGCAUUGACGAUGAGACUGUUGACAUGGCGCAUGAGCUGCUGGAGGAGUGGGCGAACCCUCAGGAGGCCGAGUCACUGGCGGAGGCGUUUCCCAGCUCUCGGCGAGAGUGA